CAUCAGGGGCUUUAGACGGGUUCACGGGCCCGAGUUCUAAGGCCGGAGUGAUUAAAAAACAAUUAAAAAUGGGUUUGUGUCGAUGAAACGGGCCUUACGGUUGAUCCGCUAUGAAGCGGAUUUAGCCACGCGUCAUUUCCUGGUUGGACGAGAGAAACCGCGUAGAGGGGGAGGCAAGACGGGUUUCCCCGUGUCUCUUCUCAUUUUCUCUUGUCGAAACAAAAGCUAGGGUUUGUUGUGUGAGAGGCGAUAAUACGAGUGACGCGGAGUCUUCACGAGAUUCUCGUUCAAAUCGACGACGGAGAGUCUUCUCCACGACCUCUGGUAAGUAUCGAGUAGAUCGACGGUUUAAUUUCGUUUAAUUUGGUCGAAAUCGUUUACUGAGAUUUGAUAUCAAUUUGGGGUUUUCGAGUUUCGGAUGUAAAUCGAUAACUGGGUUUCGAUUAAUUGAUGUAAAUCGACAUGCGCGUUUAAUUUAGGGUUUGUGUGAGAUUUCAAAUCGAUUGAGGGGUUUGGAGUUAGGGUUCUCAAUUGAUUCGUUGAUUCGUUUUAUAGUUUUAAUUCCUCGAGAGGGCUCGAUAUAGGGGACGUUUUAGUAUAUUGUUUCGAUUAUAAUGUUCUAAUAUAUUGGGGUUUUUUCAAAGAUGGAUCCCGCGGAUGAGAGAAGCCAUUCAAAGAGACAAAAGGAGUAUUUUGACAUGCUACAAUACACUUGUGAUUCAGAAUAUGGGAUUCCUAGAAGGUGUUCCUGUGGUGGGAGAAUCAUCGACGAGGUUCGAGCCAAGGAGGAGUACGACACUCUUCCUGGGAAGAGGUUCUUCACGUGCGUCAACUACGAGGCUGAUGGGUUUCACUACCGUCAGCCUUGGGUGUUUGGUGUCCAGGAGCAGAUGGAACGCUUACUCAAGCGUCUUGAGGAGGCUGAGGAGGUGAUGAAGUGGGUGCCGAGUCUCAAAAACAAUAUUGAGACUCUGGAGGCCGAGGCAAAAGGGCUGAGUGACCAGGUUGAUCGACUAACUGGGGAGGUUUACAACCUGACGGUGCAAGUGUCGGUGCUGGAGAAGCUCUGCUUCGACUAACAAGCAAAGGUAAACACUCAAACUUAACUGAACUAGAACAGAACUGCAAGUAGAUGUUGGUUACGUCAUAGGUAGAAGUGAAUUAGGAUUGUAUUAGGUUGAGUAGAGCAUUAAAUGUUUAAUAAAGUAUCUGUUAAAAACAUUUAUAGUUUUUAAUAACUUUUCAAACUCUUCACUAGGUAGAGUACAACUCGUACUUGAUGUUUAAAAACUUAUCGAAAAUUUUAAAAGUGAUUUGAUUGGUAAUGAAUGGUAACUGUGAAUAAGUUGUUGUGUAAUUAAGUUAAGUAGUUGUGUAAUUUACUGCAGUAGUUGUUGUGUAAUAAAGCAAUGCGAAAACUAGUUUAAAACAUAGGCAUUUCACUUCUAAAAACACAAACAAUCAAACCUUAAAAAUCACACAAACCCCUUAACAACAAACCUAAAUCACACAAUGGACCCUUUUUCCCAAAACUCUCACGGGUUUGUUAACUUGUUAGCUUCGCAGAGCAGUCCUACAAUAGACGUAGACUCUGCUGAGGCACCUGUUAGCUCUCCCGGGUUAGUUAAACCAGCGGAAAGGAGAAAGUGGACCACAAAAGAAGAUCUUGUGUUGAUUAGUGCUUGGUUGAACACCAGCAAAGAUCCAAUAAUUAGUAAUGAGCAGAAGUUAGGGGCUUUUUGGAAGAGAAUUGAGGCGUACUUCAAUGCUAGUCCUCAGCUCAUUGGCUCCAUUCCUAGAGAGUGGGGUCAAUGUAAGCAGAGGUGGGGAAGGGUGAAUGCGGAGGUUUGUAGGUUUGUGGGUUCCCAUGAGGCCGCUCUGAAGCAGCAAGCUAGUGGGGAAAGUGAAAAUGAUGUCAUGA
Messenger RNA from Brassica napus (rape), 1921 nucleotides. RefSeq lists its product as uncharacterized. Lineage: Eukaryota; Viridiplantae; Streptophyta; Magnoliopsida; Brassicales; Brassicaceae. The transcript is spliced from 3 exons. The record is from RefSeq and is a predicted model, not a curated record. Bases 645 to 1079 code for a protein of 144 amino acids.